GCCAUGGAGUCUCAAUUGCAAGAGGCUAUAAUGGCAAGCGCCUCCAUGUUUCAUAGGGGGGCGGCGACAGGAGGACGAUGGCACAGCGUUACCUUUGUCAUGCUGCAUCGUGUCUGCAGCAAAUGAUGUUGCAUCAUAUAUCGCAUUAGCGGCGCGCCGCUCUGGUUAAACUGCCGGCCCGACCAACUUUCCUGAGACAUCCACUCUGGACCUAAGAGUGGCGCUAAAUGCGCUGCAGUCAGCAAGUCGAUUCUCCGGUUGCUUAGUCAUCUUCCCAACCAUGAACUUGGUCUCACUUCGAGAACUUGCACAGCUGGUUCAAGCAAACAAAGGGGGCAGGUUGCUAGGCUUGGAUGUCGGCACCAGCAGCGUUGGGGUGGCAAUCUCCGAUACCGUGUGCCGCAUUGCACAUGUCCACAGUGCCAUUUACGAGAAGCUAGACAGUCCCACAAUGGUCAAGAGUGCAGCUGUCAUUGAGAACGCGGUCAGCAAUGAGGGCGUUAUAGGUCUUGUCGUUGGGAGCCCCUUAGACAAGUCGGGACGAGAGCCGCAAAAGGAUGUACUGUUGCACCGCCUCUAUUUGCAGCGAGUGCACGAGGCCAGCCGCACGCUCGCCGGCCUGCCCACGCUUUUCUUCGACGAGUCAAACACAACGCAGAUCGUGAACAGCAGUCUCCGCCACAUGGCGCCGCAGCCGUACGCAGUCAUGAAGCCGCUGAAGGACAAGCUUUCGGCCGUCUACAUUUUGCAGGGUUGCCUCGAUGAGUUGGCCAGGAUGCGAGAAGAGGCUGGCGGCCACCGCGAAGAGUAGAAGCUGGAACGCCUGAAAUGAGAGGCCUGACAGAAGCUGUCUGAUGAUGGAUCUGUUGAGUGUCAGCGGAUGCUCAACAGGUGUCAAGUUUCAACGCGGAGAGGUCGGACAGGGAGCUAUGAGUACAAGAUUUGGAAUGCAUGUCGAGUUUAUUUCACAAGUAAGGAUUGCCAGGACAACCUCCAACCGUUGAACCUCCUGGUUUAUUGACAACCUGCGGAAUAAUCUAUGAGUCAAUCAGGCGAUUCAAACCGUCUUAAUCACAAAGGGAUGCAUCAGAUAUGACCUGACGGCGCCCGAUUCUAAAAAAUCUGAAAACCGGUC
Klebsormidium nitens is the source of this 1135-nucleotide messenger RNA. The record is from the annotation of a GenBank genome assembly. Lineage: Eukaryota; Viridiplantae; Streptophyta; Klebsormidiophyceae; Klebsormidiales; Klebsormidiaceae.